GUCAAGCUCAAUGGUAACGUUUGGGUGAGCUUUUUGAAAAAAAAAACCUAGAUCGCCUUUUGGUUUUCAGCACAUCGACAUUGUAUUUCCUCACUCUGCCAUGCCAACUGGUUGCCGGCAUUUGUUAGGUUAUGGCACCUGGGACAUUGCUCUUUGAUGAUUUGAACGGAAAAUUGAAUUAUCCAUUAGUACCCUGAUUGUCCCUGGUUAGUCUAGUUCUUGGCGAUUUUAAUCGAGAAUCUAUUUUCACCGAUUUAAACGUACUAUCCCGUGCGCACGCCCAGCCGAGUGUGGGCGCAAAACCGAGAACAUAUCCCAGGUCAGCAUAGGCGUAAAUUACGUGCCGAUAUAAUCAGCAUAAAGUGCUUUGGAGGGCUAUUCCCAACUGCCCAAGGUCUGUCUGUGAUGACCAUGCAGUCAUAAAUAAGCAGGUGGAUUUUAAACGAUUGAAUACAUUAUACAGGACGUGAGAAAGAAAAUACAUAAGAUACGCACUAAACACAGCACAGCCCUCAACAUGGAACCAGUGAAAGGCUUGCUUGAUCGCCUUAGGGAUGGAGAAACAAUUCUCUGUGCCGAGGGCUAUGUCAUGGACUUUGAGCGACAGGGCUAUAUCAAAUCUGGUCCUUUUGUCCCGGAAGUUGUCAUUGAUCACCCGGAACUCGUUCGUCAGAAGUACCGCGAUUUCGUCAACGCUGGAAGCGAUGUAGUCCCAGCUUUGACGUAUUACGCAUCCCGUAAGAAACUAUCUGACGUCGAUCGCGAAGAUGAAGUAGAGAUGACUAAUCGUCUAGCUUUGAAGAUGGCCCGUGAAGUAGCUAAUGAGACGGGUACUUUGAUGUGUGGUGAUAUCUCCAAUACUGGUGAUUGGGAUCCAACCGAUGAAACUACACAGCAAGCUGUCAAAGCUAUGUUUAAGGAACAAGUCGAAUGGGCGGUAGAAGAAGGAGCCGACUACAUCAUAGCAGAGACCUUUUCUAUCUUUCAUGAAGCCUUAGCUGCAUUAACUUCUAUUAAAGAGUAUGGAAAAGGUCUCCCCGCAGUAGUGACAGUAGCACCACGGUAUAUGGGGAAUGGAGAAGUUGCAUUCGUGGAUGGUGUUGGACUCUUGGAUGGACUCAGACGACUCGAAGAGGCAGGGGCUGCCGUAGUCGGCUUCAACUGUAGCUAUGGACCGUCCGGAAUGGUGGAUCUUAUUCAACGGGCACAGGAGGCAGGGUUAAAGAUUCCCCUCGCUGCUAUACCUGUUUUAUACCGUACUGAGAGGAAUAAAAACUGGAUCCAACUCAAGGACCCAAGAACAGGAAAACCAACCUACCCAACAGAUAUAGAUUGUAACCAGUGCAAUAGAUCGGACGUCAAGGAUUUUACAAAAAAGUGCAUUGACCUUGGCAUCCAAUACAUCGGGCUAUGCUGCGGGAACGCCCCUCAUUUUACCCGGACCAUGGCCGAAACACUCGGGAGGAAACCACGAGCGUCCCGGUAUGCUCCCGACAUGUCUCUCAGCGUGGUCUUUGGGAAAAGUGACAAGAUAAAAGGAAAUUGCUCCAAGCUCUACACCAUAGGAUCAUCAAAGCCAUGUGAAAAUGGCAAUACUACUAUUGAUAACAACCAAUGAGUUCCAUCCUCGAAUCUCUCGGCCAUCACUUCUCAAUCCCCAACCCUACCAUCGCUGUAUUGACAUAGAAACGAUGAGUUUGACUCUAAAAUAGUCGUUUUGAUGUCUGGAAAUGAUGUUAGCGUAAUGUACUUUAAUAUCUUUAAGCCUCGUAACGUAAUAUCCUGGAGAAAUAUUUUGAAUAGCAAUAAUCAUAGCCUGUACAGUGCGUUUUACAAAAAAAGGUAACCCAAAUGUAGAGGGCCGAUAUUUGGAUCAUGUUCAUUUUUUUCCAAGUUUUGGUACAGUUGGUAAAAUAUGCACUUGAUAGAAUAAAAUGUUUUCCAUUUAAUUUUGGGAAAUGAUGAUUGAAAGAUUAAAUGUCUUAUGUACCUACACCUUCAACAUGCCAUUCUCUCCUCGGCUCAAAACCGACAGCGCGACAGCCCGUCUAACCAUUGGCGGUCAAAUCGAGCUGCAAAUACCCCGUGAAAUACAUUUUUUAAAAGGACAAGUCCACCCAACAAAAACUU
Messenger RNA from Lytechinus variegatus (green sea urchin), 2130 nucleotides. Its product is annotated as betaine--homocysteine S-methyltransferase 1-like. Lineage: Eukaryota; Metazoa; Echinodermata; Echinoidea; Temnopleuroida; Toxopneustidae. The record is from RefSeq and is a predicted model, not a curated record. The transcript is spliced from 7 exons. The coding region runs from base 518 to 1618 and encodes 366 amino acids. Gene Ontology annotation, molecular function: methyltransferase activity; zinc ion binding.